Linum trigynum is the source of this 3498-nucleotide messenger RNA. Lineage: Eukaryota; Viridiplantae; Streptophyta; Magnoliopsida; Malpighiales; Linaceae. The record is from the annotation of a GenBank genome assembly.
UUCUCAAAAGGACGCAUGUCAAUCAGUAAUAAACAAAGCAAGAGCGAAGAUAAUUUCAAUUUGUCACUUAUAAUUGCAAUGACUAAUGAACAAAAGGAAAGAAGUGAUAGAUUGUUGACCUUCCACGCUCUAAGCAAAUCAAUUUUUUUUUUUUUUUUCAUUUAGAAAAUGAAUUGCUUAAUCAAAACAUUUUCUCUCACAUUCAUGCGUUUCAUAAGUAUCCAAAUCCAUCCUCCGCCACCCAACACAAAUCCUUCCAGGUCCUACGGUCCUUUCCUCACGCCCACACUAUAAGCCGCCAUUCCACUGUUUUUCAAUCCAAUUUCUCGCGCCUUCUCUCAUCCCCACCGAAUUAGCUUCGACCAGGAGACGAGGAAGAAGAAAUGGCGUCGGAGAAUCAGGAUAAGGAGAGAGAUCACCGCCCGUCGGCGGCGGAGUACUUCCUCGAUGAAGAUGACGAGGGAGAUUUGAGCAGAGCGGAAGCCGGCGACGACAGAAGCGGCGUCGGAACCGACACCAACUCCAGCUCCAGCAGUAGCAGCAGCUCCGACGAGGAGGAGAAGAAUGCCGACGACGACUGCGAAGGUGGCGAGACUUUCACGUCUCGGCAGUGGCCGCAGAGUUACCAAGAAACGAUGAAUUCAUACUCGAUUGCAAUGUCGCCGAGCCUUGGAUUUAUGGCUCCUGUGCAGCAGCUGGCGCCUUACUUAGGUCUUGAAAGCUUCAUAAGUAACGCGGACCAGGAAUCAAAGGCUCCCUUGAUUCCUGAGCGAGAGGGGAGCUACAGGAGGGUAGAAUCGGAUAGGUUCUCGAUAGCGCAAUCGUCUUUCUCGAAGGCUUCGUUCGCGAAUACGGAGUUGCCGAUUCCUCAUGGGUGUAGCGUCACUCAGACUGUCUUCAACUCGGUGAAUGUAAUGGUGGGAAUCGGGCUACUCUCGACGCCUUACACUAUUAGGGAAGGAGGGUGGUUCAGUUUGUUUAUAGUGGCCUUUUUCGGGUGCGUCUGUUGUUACACUGCUUAUCUGAUGAAGCAAUGCUUUGAGAGCCGAGAUGGCAUAACAUCAUAUCCGGACAUGGGAGAAGCUGCAUUCGGGAAGUAUGGGCGCCUAGCAAUAUCUAUCGUUUUGUACACCGAGUUGUAUUCUUAUUGUGUGGAAUUUAUUACCUUGGAAGGGGAUAACCUCACCAGGCUAUUUCCUGGGGCAUCCUUUGAUUUGGCUGGGAUACAUCUUGAUUCCUCGCAUCUCUUUGGGAUACUGACUGCUUUCAUUGUGCUACCAACUGUUUGGUUAAGGGACCUCCGUAUCAUCUCCUUUCUUUCAGCUGGUGGAGUUUUAGCUACAAUUUUGAUUGUUCUUUCCCUGCUUUUCCUGGGUACCACGGAAGGAGUUGGGUUCCAUCAGAGUGGUCCGCUCGUGAAAUGGAACGGAGUUCCAUUUGUUAUUGGUGUAUAUGGAUUCUGUUAUUCAGGACACUCGGUUUUCCCCAAUAUAUACCAGUCAAUGGCCAAUAAAGCAGAAUUUACAAAGGCUGCAAUAGCAUGCUUUUUCUUGUGCUUUCUCUUGUAUGGAGGAGUUGCAAUAAUGGGAUUUCUCAUGUUUGGCGGAGCUACGCUGUCUCAAGUGACAUUGAACAUGCCUCAGGACACCAUUACAUCAAAAGUUGCAAUCUGGACUGUUGUGAUAAACCCGCUGACAAAAUAUGCAUUGUUGAUGAACCCGUUGGCUCGAAGCAUAGAGGAGCUUUUGCCAGUUAACAUCGCCACUAGCUAUUGGUGCUUUCUUCUUCUAAGAACAGUACUUGUUUUCUCUACUGUUGUUGCUGCAUUUCUUCUCCCAUUUUUUGGUAAGUCCUGGAAGUUGACUUUAAGCCUUACUGUUACUUAGUUUUAUUAUUGAGAAUCUUUGGGAAGUUGUUUAGGCCUGGCUUCGGCUUUGUGCAUCAUUUGUAGAAACUAGUAAGAUGGUGACGUUAAUUCUCAGUUAUUAACUAGUGAGGGCUAUAUGAUGGGCACUGCACAUUAAAACCAAUUUCUGUUUGUGAUCAUAUUAGACUUGUGUAAUGUUUAUCCUUUCUUUUCCUUUCAACCCUCACAACAUUUUAAUAUACAUGAAUACAACUUAUUUAGUUGAUGGAGUAAAAGAAUCGACUUUCUGGCCAAUUUGUGGAAUCUUUAUGUGAACUUGUGAGUUUUGACUUUAGACAUCAGACAAAAUCCAAUUUGUUCCUUCGGCUUUGAUAGUAUUAAUCCCGGAUUUAAUCUCGUUGAUCAUUGACCAUAACCGGAGAACUGGUUGCAUAGCAUUCUUAAUUUAUUGUCAUGAGCAUCUUCUGUUUGUUAACUACUGAGCUGCUGCACGCUAUUUUUAUUAAAACUGCUGCGGACUAUUAAAGGGUGCUAAAACUCAAACGGUUCUGCUCAUUGCAGGUCUUGUGAUGGCUUUGAUGGGUUCAGUCCUUUGUUUACUUAUGGUGAGUACCUCAAAUGCUCUUCCAAUCGUACCUUCCUAGCUUGGCUGAAAGUCAUUUAUGAGAAUGAAGCUAUUAGUUCUUCUAUCAAUUCCCUCCAUGAUCUAGUCAUGGUCCAUAAGGAUGUAUUGUUUUCGCCAUACAGAACCUUUUGGCAGCAUUUCAGCACAAUUUACCUUAUCUUCUGCUUCAUAGAUUCCCGAUAUCUAAGUCCAGAUCGCAACCUAUCAGAAUGUCUUGUUAUACGAUUUUAAUCCGUCUUAGUGGGAUUCCUUUAUGGGAUAGAAGUCUGUUCUUUGAUCUGGCAUAUUUGUACAUGUGGUGACUAAGUUAUGUCUCCUCUGUGCAUCUUUCUGAAUCAGGCUGUCAUAAUGCCGUCUCUAUGCUUCUUGAGGAUCAUGGGGAGGAAAGCUACGAGAACACAGGUAAAUUGCUCAAGAAAAACACGCUCUCAUACUUCCCAGACCUUGAAUGUGGUGCACAAUCUAGUAACCUUCCUUGUGCUCAUAGUUGAUGGAUACUUCGUGUUCCUUUGUAAACCAGAUUGUUCUCAGCUCCACGAUUGCUGUGGUGGGCGUUGUUUGCGCGAUCGUCGGAACCUACUCUUCGGUGGCGAAGAUUGUGAAGAACCUCUGAAAUCGUAUCUAUAGCCUGUUGGGCCUCUUACCAUAGGUUUCAAAUCGUAUAUGUACGUCCUUUUGUAAUAGCUUUCUUUGGUAGCUUGUACUGUCUGUGACUUUCGGUGCAAGUUUAGUAGGGGUCAUCAUCUUGUUCUUACGAAACAGAGUUUUGCUGUACAAAGUAAUAAUAGUUAUUCAUGGCCUUCGUUUGAUCUUGAAGUUUUUUUUUUUUUUUGGCUCCAACGCGAAACCUUCGUCACUUUGAUGGUUGUCACAAAUUGCUCCAUGUUCGUCGUCGGUCGUCACCUUAUCUAAUAAGGAGAUAGCAUCUAUCCACUUGGACUUACAAGUAUGAUAAUAUUUCGUAUUAUUCGUGUCUCGGUGACACAAUUAAAUCGUAGCAUAAAAG